Vanderwaltozyma polyspora DSM 70294 is the source of this 846-nucleotide messenger RNA. It is a transcript of the gene NIC96, whose product is annotated as linker nucleoporin NIC96. Gene Ontology annotation, biological process: poly(A)+ mRNA export from nucleus; protein import into nucleus. The annotation marks the transcript as partial. Lineage: Eukaryota; Fungi; Ascomycota; Saccharomycetes; Saccharomycetales; Saccharomycetaceae. Gene Ontology annotation, molecular function: structural constituent of nuclear pore. Gene Ontology annotation, cellular component: nuclear pore. The transcript has a single exon. The record is from RefSeq and is a predicted model, not a curated record.
AUGGAUUCUGAAUUUUCUUUACAUUAUUCUAAUAAAGUUUUCAAUGAUCUAGUUGAAACUUCUAAAAAUUUACCUAACGAUAGUUCUGAGUUUGAAUCCAUUCAAUUGAGCAUUAAUGAAAUUAGGAAAAGAGCCUCUGAAUUGAGAAAAGAUAGAGAAGCAAAACAAGUUAAUCAUACUAAGGCUCAUUAUUUAUUGGCUGGCAGUGGUAUCUCCAUUGAAGAUGUAGAUAAUUCAAUCAAGAACUUACAAUCUAAACAUAUCAUUGAACAGCAUUUUCCAAAUAAACAAUUAGAAGGUGAAUUAGAUACCUAUUUGAGACUUAAGAAAGAUGAAAAUAUUUUAUCAUCUAUAGAGAAGCUUCUAUCAACAGCUUCAAAGGAUUUUGAUUCAUUUGUUAGCCAAAACUUGAACUUAGAUUGGGAACAACAUAAAGAUGAAGUUAGAGAAAACUUUGGUAUUUUAGUUAAAAGAAAAAAUAUGGAUUCUAAUAAAUCUGGAUUCAGAUCUGUAACACCCGCUGUUCCAAAAUGGGGCGGAAACAAUAACAGUAUCUUAGAUAGCUCUAGUGGAUUUAGAUUAAAUGUGAAUGAGAAUUACCUAUUGAGAGAUAAAUUUGAAAGAUACGCUAAAAUUAUUCAUGCAUUCAACAAUGCAAGACAAGUAAGAAGAGAUUUCCCAUUGGUAAAUGAAAUCAUAUCAAUGUUGAACAGUUCUGGAGACUCAAAGAAUAGACAGAUUAUGGAGUCAUGGUAUGUUCUAAGAGAUAUUUGUACCUCUAAAGUGGAUGAUGUUGUUAUAAGAAGCAGACUAUAUUUAGAGAAACAAUUUAUGGAAUACAUAGAU